AUUCGCACGCGCCCACCACAUCACCUUGCGAGAGUUCCUUGUAUCCGCCCUCACGAAAACGUUUCACAAUGGCAGAGACCUCCGUUCCACCACCACCCCCGAGCACUGUCUCGCGGCCAGUCAGUGAGGCACUUUUGAACGAGAAGUGGGACCGAUGCCUGUCCAACCUCCUGAUAAAAUCUACCCUCGGCCUCGGCUUUGGCGUCGUCUUCUCGGUCCUGCUGUUCAAGCGGAGGUCGUGGCCAGCCAUUGUCGGCUUGGGAUUCGGCGCGGGACGGGCGUACGAAGAGUGUAACUACAGCCUCAAGCAGGCCGCUCGGGACAUCAGAAAGCACGCGUGAGCGGGGAAAGCAUACGAGAGAGAAAGAGAGAAGGGGAGAGGGGGGGCGGGGAGGGGCAAGCAUGCAGACGAGACCCAGACCCGACCGCACAUAACACCACCUCACACACUUCACGCAAGAAUUGUACAACAAAAGCAAUCUAGAGAGGAUCCCGAAGGGUACGCAGGCGAUAGGAAGAAGGAGGAUGGCAGCCUUAGGUGCGGGCCAGCGGACGUAGACAUUAUAGGUAUAAACAGAAGAGCUAUUGACGUCUAUCUGGGGGAAGAAAGGGGCCUCCGUCCACCUUCGUGCCCGGAAAAGCACAUUGUUUACAGUGUUCCAGAAAAGCAGACAAUGCGCAGC
Messenger RNA from Cryphonectria parasitica EP155, 683 nucleotides. RefSeq names its product DUF543-domain-containing protein. NCBI's taxonomy places the organism in Eukaryota, Fungi, Ascomycota, Sordariomycetes, Diaporthales, Cryphonectriaceae. The record is from RefSeq and is a predicted model, not a curated record. The transcript is spliced from 3 exons. Bases 69 to 341 code for a protein of 90 amino acids. Gene Ontology annotation, cellular component: MICOS complex; mitochondrion; mitochondrial inner membrane.